Messenger RNA from Helicoverpa armigera (cotton bollworm), 3279 nucleotides. RefSeq names its product polyribonucleotide nucleotidyltransferase 1, mitochondrial (gene PNPase). The coding region runs from base 253 to 2496 and encodes 747 amino acids. Gene Ontology annotation, biological process: mitochondrial mRNA catabolic process; mitochondrial RNA 3'-end processing. Gene Ontology annotation, cellular component: mitochondrion; cytosol. Lineage: Eukaryota; Metazoa; Arthropoda; Insecta; Lepidoptera; Noctuidae. The transcript has 13 exons. Gene Ontology annotation, molecular function: polyribonucleotide nucleotidyltransferase activity; RNA binding; 3'-5'-RNA exonuclease activity. The record is from RefSeq and is a predicted model, not a curated record.
CAUGUUACGCAGUAUGAUACUCUUGACCGCGACUGUUGAUUUCCUUCUGUCCUGGUGAAAUCCCGAAUUUCAAAUUAAUUUUAGAAAUCUUUAUCUUUUGAUUUUUUUGACCUUAUUCUCUGUGUAGUUACUGUCUAUCGUGCUACUUAAUUGUUGAUAUAUUCAGUUUGAGUGCACUUGAAACAUUUCCAGUCUUUCGUAAUUUUCUAUAUGCCCUUUUUUGACCCUUGGUAAAAUUAACGCUAUUAUACAAUGUUGUCUAAAAAGCGCUUAAUUGUUUCACGAAUAGUGAAUAAAGGAAGAUGUUUUCGAUGUUUCGCUACAAAAUCAGACGUUGGUGAAAUAGAAAUUCCAUUUUCAAAUGGAACCACAAUUAAGUUUGAAACGGGCAAAUAUGCAAGAUUUGCAGAUGCAGCGUGCGUUGCUAAUCUUGGAAACACAGCAAUCCUAUCAACAGUCGUCUCUAAGGCUAAACAGAGCACAGCGUCGUUCCUACCUCUUGUGGUAGAUUAUAGACAAAAGGCUGCGGCUGCUGGACGAAUACCUACCAAUUUUUUGAGGAGAGAAUUGGGCCCAACAGAACGUGAGAUCCUAACAUCACGUUUAAUAGACCGCUCCCUCCGGCCUCUAUUUCCCAGCAACUACUUCUAUGACACUCAGAUAGUAUGCAACAUGCUUGCGGUAGACGCAACCAAUCCGCCGGAGACAGUUGCAAUUAAUGCAGCUAGUGCUGCUUUGGCUUUAUCUGAUGUGCCGUGGAAUGGGCCUGUUGGGGCUGUGAGGGUAGGCCAAAUAGACAAUGAAGUGAUAAUAAACCCAACUCGCAAGGACUUACAAAACUCAGUGCUCAACCUGGUGGUGGCUGCUACCAACCGCAACUUAGUUGUGAUGAUGGAGGGCAGCGCCCAGGAUAUACUCCAGCAAGACCUGCUCAAAGCCAUCAAAUUAGGUACCAAAGAGGCCCAACACAUAGUGAAAGGCAUAGAGAAGUUACAGAAACUCCAUGGUAAGACCAAGCGGGUAUAUGAAACCCCUCCCGGGUUACCUCAGGAAAUCGUCGACUGUAUCAACACACUGUCUUCUAUGAAGAUUAGAGAAAUAUUGAGUGACUACUCCCACGACAAGAUGUCCAGAGACAACGCGAUAUCGGACCUCCGUCAAACAGUGCUUAACCAGAUGCGCGAAACAGAGGCCGAUGUAGCACAACUACAGGACUGCUUCAACGCUAACCUGAAGAGUAUAUUCAGAGAUAUGAUAUUUGAGAAGGAAAUACGCUGUGAUGGGAGGCAUUUAGAUGAGUUGAGGCAGAUUGGUUGUCAGGUUUCCUUAUAUGAGCCUCUGCACGGCAGCGCAGUAUUCCAGCGCGGUCAGACGCAGGUGCUGUGCACUGUCGCCUUCGACUCGGCCGACAGUGCGCUCAAGAUGGACACGCUCACCAUGCUUACUAGCGGCAUAAAAGAAAAGAGUUUCUUCCUCCACUACGAGUUCCCCUCCUACGCGACCGGCGAGGUGGGGCGGAGCGGGCCGGCGGGGCGGCGCGAGGCGGGGCACGGAGCCCUGGCCGAGCGGGGGCUGCUGCCUGUGGUGCCGCAGCUGCCGUAUACCGUCAGGCUCACUGCUGAGGUGCUGGAGUCUAACGGUUCAAGUUCAAUGGCAUCAGUAUGCGGCGGUUCCCUCGCCCUGAUGGACGCGGGAGUCCCCCUGACGGCGCCGGCGGCCGGCGUGGCGAUAGGCCUGGUGUCCCGCCCCGACCAGACAGGACAGAUAGCUGACUACAGGAUACUCACUGAUUUGUUAGGUAUAGAAGACUACAUGGGCGACAUGGAUUUCAAAAUAGCCGGUACCAAGAAAGGCAUCACCGCGCUACAAGCCGAUAUCAAAGUGUCCGGCCUGCCGCUCAAGAUAGUCAUGGAGUCCGUGCAGAAGGCAUGCGACGCUAAGAGCAAGAUUAUCGAUAUUAUGAAUAAGUGUAUCGAUAAACCGAGAGAAGGGCACAAAGAGAACAUGCCAGUUAUCGAAGAAAUGGAGGUGGAAGUGCACAAGAGACCCAAACUCCUCGGAAUGGGAGGCGCCAACCUCAAGAAGUUAUAUGUGGAAACUGGUGUACAGGUAACACCAAUAGACGACAUAAAAUACAGCGUGUUCGCGCCAUCUCAAGCGGCCAUGGACGAGGCUCGCAGCCGCAUCGCUUCCUGGCUCAACACUGAAAAAACACCAGAAUUGGAGUUCGGAGCGAUAUAUAAGGCUAGAGUCGUGGAAGUAAAGGAUAUUGGGGUCUUAGUGACCUUGUUCACCGGCAUGACGCCGGCUUUGGUGCAUAAUAUGCAACUGGAUCAUAGAAAGAUCCAGCACCCAUCAGUUCUAGGCCUGGACGUGGGCUCAGAGAUACAAGUCAAGUACUUCGGCCGGGACCCUGUCUCCGGUCAUGUGAGGCUCUCCAGAAAGGUCCUCACAUCACCACCGCCCGGCAUUGUGAAGAAACUUGACAAGAGUUAAUUGUGACUGUGAUAUUAUAGGGAAAAACAAAUUGUGGAUUAAAAUUGACAGUGCUGUGUUGUGUUGUGAAUGAUAAUGAGAAUAAAUUACGUGUCAGUGUAGUUUUAAUACAGUUCUUUAUAAUGUGUAUUCGCUUGAAAAUGUAUUGUGACUUGUGACUUUUGGUCAUACGCGGAGGCUAGGAUUCAUGCAAACUGUAUAAGAACUUUUAGGAAUCAAAGUGGCCGGAAAUCUGCUUAUAUUGUUUGGAGCAGCGCACGUUUUAGCAGGAGGCAAUACUUGAUACUUUUAGUAAGUAAUGUAAUGUUCUAUGUCCUAAAAUUUUGAUAGUUGCCAUCUAGUCUCGGUCAUUGAGUAACCCAUGACUUGCUUAUGGUUGCAUCUUUAUAGCUCAGGUUAACGACAUCAAAAACUGUUUUUUUUUUUAUUGAACAUGAAAAAUCUUAGUAAACAGUUGUUGAAAGUAAACUGACGUUUGUCAAGGCGUCUAAUUGUUAUCGUUAUUUUGUUUUCAUUGUUAUUUUGUUAGGAGUUGCGUUUCAAUUUCAAUAUGUUGGACAAUUUAAAUGUAUUCAAAGGGUAAAACUACUUCAAUUUUACCAAACUUAGACAUUUUAGUCAUGACAUUUAUACAAAUUCCAGUAUUAUAUAAUGUACUAUUUUGAAGAUUUCUGUUCCAUAUCAAUACGCAAUGCUUCCUGUAUUAUUUUUAUCAUUACGUGUAAUAUUAUGUUGACUGCCAAAAUCUGUACAUAAGUAGAAAAUAAAUAAUAUUCCAUUGGA